This is a messenger RNA of Glarea lozoyensis ATCC 20868, 813 nucleotides long. Its product is annotated as HAD-like protein. The coding region runs from base 1 to 813 and encodes 270 amino acids. The transcript is spliced from 2 exons. Gene Ontology annotation, molecular function: phosphatase activity. NCBI's taxonomy places the organism in Eukaryota, Fungi, Ascomycota, Leotiomycetes, Helotiales, Helotiaceae. The record is from RefSeq and is a predicted model, not a curated record.
AUGGCAACACCAAGAACAGACUUCCCGCCAGUACGGGCAUGUCUUUUUGACAUGGACGGUCUUCUGAUCAACACAGAAGACAUUUACACAAUAGCCCACAACAUAGUUCUCGCAUCAUUGAACUCCGGUCCCAUGACCUGGCCGAUCAAAAUGCAGCUCCAAGGGCGACCUGCCCACCAAGCCAUCACUCUCCUCCUCGACUACUUCAACCUCACAGACAAAAUCAGUCUCGAGGAGUACACCGCCAAAGUCCACGAGGUGCAAGAAAUAGAGUUCCGAAAAAGCAUCGUGUUACCUGGCGUAGAGAAACUCCUCGGCGAUUUGAAGAAAAGCGGAAUUGAAAUUGCGCUUGCCACAUCGAGUGGGAGAAAUCAUUUUAUCAUCAAGACCGAGCAUAUCAAGUCUUUAUUCUCGAAUUUCAGACCGGAACAUCAGAUUUUAGGCGAUGACCCGAGGAUACCGAAAGGAAGAGGAAAGCCAAACCCAGAUAUCUAUCUAAUCGCGCUGAAAGCUAUCAACGACACUUUACCUUCUGGUACUACGCCAAUCACACCAGAAGAAUGUCUUGUUUUCGAAGACGGCGUGCCAGGUGUAGUUGCAGGGAGAAGAGCGGGGAUGAGGGUCGUGUGGGUACCUCACGCUGGGUUGGCGGGUGAGUUGAGAGGAAAAGAGGAUGAAGUCCUCGCGGGGCUGGCGGAGGGGAAAGGGGACGAUAGUGGCAUCGAGGGCAAAGUGGGAGAUGGGUGGGCCGAACAAAGGGUCACGUUAGAAGAUUUUCCUUACGAGAAGUAUGGAAUGAAGAUCGAGGCGUAA